UUAUUGUUCAUUAAACUUGUGUUUCCUUACAGAGUUCAUUACACCUCUUUGUCUGUUUACCUUCAGUAUCAUUUUCUCACUAUUAAAAUUAAAUAUCAAUUUGGCGGUGACGAUGUUGUAACCAGAACAAUUUGCUAAUGGCCAGCCUUGGCUAAGGCUAUGUUAUUUCCUUCAUAGUUACAUAUAUAAGCUAUAUUUUUGGAUGAAGAAACAUAUCCAGUGUCACAGCUAAGGAAACAACAUGAUUGGAAAGUUCGCUCUUCUCGUCUGCCUGUUUGGCCUCGCUAGCGCUGGAAACCUGUACGGCGGUGGGCUCGGUUACAGCUCCCUUGGCUAUGGAUCACUUGGCUACAGCAGCGGUUACGGCUACGGAAGCGGUUACGGCUACGGCGGCUACGGCUAUGGGCACGACCUCGGCUACUCCGCCCCCAUCGUAGCCAAGACAGUAGUCGCCCCUGUAGUCAAGACCAUUGCGCCCAUCUCCUACGCCCACGCCCCGGCCAUCUCGCACGUCUCGCAGUAUAGCUACCAUGGAUCUCCCAUUGUUAAGUCUUACGCCCCAUUGGGCUACUCAUCGUACGGACUUGGACAUGGAUAUGGCAUUGGACACUCUGCGUACGCCCCUCUUUCGUAUGGUGGAUACGGACAUGGUUACAGCCACGGCGGCUACGGCUACGGUGGUUACGGAUGGUAAAAUAU
This is a messenger RNA of Cydia fagiglandana, 699 nucleotides long. RefSeq names its product cuticle protein 64-like (gene CPG22). The coding region runs from base 242 to 694 and encodes 150 amino acids. Lineage: Eukaryota; Metazoa; Arthropoda; Insecta; Lepidoptera; Tortricidae. The record is from RefSeq and is a predicted model, not a curated record. The transcript is spliced from 2 exons.